AUGGUAGUCCGAAUCUUAGAAGCAACCUACCGUCGUAAAGGAAUAUUUUCUAGAACCACAUUACUUUUUGCGAAGAUGAAAGGUGGUGUUAACAUGGCUGCCGAACAGAAUAGCUCUCAGCUGUUCCAGCUCCCCUGGGAGAUUAGAGAGCAGAUUUAUGCGUACUAUCUCUCAUUCGACCUCGAAGACUUUGGCGACACCUUACGGCCCCUGCAUCUCUAUAUUGAGCAAGAGGGAUAUGCGAAACCUAUACCUCCACUGAUGCUCACAUGCAAACGAGCAUACCGAGAGGUUCACCGGCAAGUCCACUCUGAUGCCGUUAUGAGAGUGCAUACCGCCGGGUGGGGUGGUCCACGUGUUGGUUUUGCUGUUCAUGGGACCCUUCGAUUCGAACGCCUUCAACGACUCUAUGUUCUCGUCGCCAUGGAGUACCCAAACUGGAAUCGCUGGCUUGGCAUGUUCAGUGAAGUCUCACAACGAGCAACCAACCUUUCCGAACUCGUUAUCGAUUGGGAACCUAGGCCAAGCAGUGGUAGUAUUAAGGGGUGGGAGGCGAAGCUUGCAGAAAAAAAACAAAAUGAAUUUUUCAACAUUUUGUCAGGCUUGAAGAAUCUUCAAGUCAUUAGAUUCCAUGGUGAAAUGCCAACAGGAUGGAGAGAGCGGUUUGAGAAAGAAACGCCAGCCACGCUGUUUUCCUAUCGGUUCAAAUGGUGGAAGGAAAGUGGUAUGGAAUAG
Messenger RNA from Colletotrichum truncatum, 735 nucleotides. RefSeq lists its product as uncharacterized. The record is from RefSeq and is a predicted model, not a curated record. Lineage: Eukaryota; Fungi; Ascomycota; Sordariomycetes; Glomerellales; Glomerellaceae.